AAAGAAAUCAAGUGUUUAUUAAGCUGUUUAUGACAGUUUAGAACUUUCAUAUCUAAGAAGCUGUCCAGCAUGGAGGUGGAAACAGAUGUGUUAGCUGCAGUUUCAUCUACUGUAGAUAUACAGUCAAAUGAAUUAACAGAGUUUUCAUCUUCUGAAGAUUUGAAACCAGAUAUAUCGACCAUAUUUUCAUCUUCUGCUGGCAUCAAAACAGAAUUAUUGACAUUUAUUAAUUUCCAGGAUAUAAAACCUAACAUGUCAUUUAAAACUUAUCAAGAUGUUAAACCUGAUAAUACAUUUUCAAUUGAAAAAAAUAAUAAGAAACCAGCUGCAUCAGCAGUAUUUUCAACAUCUGAAAAUUUAAAACCAGAAUUAUCACCUAAUGAAAAUUUAAAACAAGAUUUCACAACAGAAUUUUUAUUUUUUGAGGAUAAACAAGAAAAUGUACUUAAAGAAAAUCUACAGUUGUCUAGGGACAACGGAAAUAAAAUUGUUUAUCAUCAAACAUUUUCACAAAGUUCUGAAAGUAAUAUGCAUAAAAAUGUUCAUUCUGAAGAUAAGCCAUAUGAGUGUGAGAUUUGUCUUAAACAGUUUUCUCAAAUUUCUCAAUUUAGAAGACAUAAAAAGAUUCAUUCAGGAGAAAAACCACAUGAAUGUGAUGUUUGUCAUAAAAGGUUCUCUAGAAUUUCUGAUUUAAAAAUUCAUAAAAAUUUUCAUUCUGGAGAUAAACCAUAUGAAUGUGAUGUUUGUCAUAAAAGGUUUUCUCAAAGUUCUAACUUAAAUCAACAUAAUAGGAUUCAUUCAGGAAUAAGGCCAUAUGAAUGUGAUGUUUGUAUGAAAAGAUUUUUAUAUAGUUCGAAUUUAAGAAAACAUAUAACUGUUCAUUUAGGUGAAAGGUCACAUGAAUGUGAUGCUUGUCAUAAAAGGUUUUAUACCAAUUCUGAUUUAAGAACACAUAAAAAGAUUCAUUCUGGAGAUAAACCACAUGAGUGUGAUGUUUGUCAUAAAAGGUUUUCUCAAAGUUCUCAUUUAAGAAGACAUAAAAAUAUUCAUUCUGGAGAUCAACCACAUGAGUGUGAUGUUUGUCAUAAAAGGUUUUCUCAAAGUUCUCAUUUAAGAACACAUAAAAAUAUUCAUUCAGGAGAUAAACCACAUGAAUGUGAUGUUUGUCAUAAAAGGUUUUCUCAAAGUUCUCAUUUAAGAGAACAUAAAAAAGUUCAUUCAGGAGAUAAACCACAUGAAUGUGAUGUUUGUCAUAAAAAGUUUUCUCGAAGUGGUCAUUUAAGAGGACAUAAAAUGGUUCAUUCUGGUGAAAGGCCACAUGAAUGUGAUGUUUGUCAGAAAAGGUUUUCUCAAAUUUCUAUUUUAAGAACACAUAAAAAGAUUCAUUCUGGAGAUAAACCACAUGAAUGUGAUGUUUGUCAGAAAAGGUUUUCAGAUAGUUCUUACUUAAGUAAACAUAAAAGGGUUCAUUCAGGAGAAAGGCAUCAUGAAUGUGAUGUUUGUCAUAAAAGGUUUUCUUUAAGUUCUAAUUUAAGAGCACAUAAAAAGAUUCAUUCAGAUGAAAGGCCACCUGAAUCACGAUGAAUGUGAUGUUUGUCCUAUAAGGUUUGCCUUGAAAUGUGAUUUAUUAAGAGAUGAUUUUGUUCUUUUGGGAAAAAGCCAUAUGAAUUUGCUGUUUGUUCUAAAUGAUUUACUUAAAAUAGUUAUUUAACUACACAUAAAAAGCUUUUUUUUUGGCUAUAAAUGGUUUCUUCAACGUUCUCAAUUAAGUGCACAUAAAAAAGUUCAUUCAGGAGACAAGCCACAUAAAUGUGGUAUUUGUCAUUAAAGAUUUUUUAGAAGUAUUAGUCUAAAUGGUGUUUUUCUCAAGGGAUUAUCUAAAAUAUCUAAUUUAAAUACUCUAAAAAUUCAUUCUAUAAGUAAGACAGAGGAAUGUGAUGUUGGUAAGGAAAUGUUUUUUUUUUUUGUCAAAGAAAUUCAUCAUAACUUAAAAGAAAUUUAAUGUCAUUUUUUAACGUAAACAAUAUCUAUAGCAAAUUUUACUAUUAAAUUUCUUAUAAUUUUUUUCUCAUAAAUUUUUUCACAUAAAUUUAACUAGUGGUUAACCAAAAGUGGGUCAUAGUUAAUACAUUUUUGUAUUAUGAAAAGGUUCUUUAGUCAAAGAGUAUACCUUGACAAUUAUUAUACAUACUGUAAAAAAGAAAUUUAUUCUAUUAUUUCACGUGCAUGUGUACAUUUUUUUCUUUAUGUAUCCUACUUCUUUUUGUGUUAAUGGUAAAUAUGUAUGAUUGAAGAAGUAAGCUAUCACUUUAGAGACCCAGGGUUUUAUUUUUAUACCGGCAUGGUUUUGUUCAGGCCACGCAGUCAAUUUGCCUGUUUCAGAUUAUAUAAAAUUGACAAUGCACAUUCAUUGGUACAAGGGAGUUUACCAAUUCUGAUAAAACACAUUAACAAUAACAGAAAUUAACUAAAAUAAAAUAUGCUGUUCAAUUUCAAUGUAUUAUUUACAUUUACUAGAUGCUUACAAUAUAAGUACUGAAACACAAUUCUCAUUCAUAACUUUACACAUUUACACUACCCACAAACAGCUCAGUAAGACAUACAGCAACAUGACAGAAUAUCAGGUUGACAGGUAAAACAACCUCCAUUAGACAAGUACAAUGACAUCAGGCCAGCAGUCACAGUGGCAUCUGGCCAAUAGAUACAGUGACAUCAAAACUUCUGAGCAGACAAAAUAUUUUUUGUAAAAACUUUUUCAUCUUUUGCUAAAUGUCCUUAAUCAUUAUAUUUAGAGGUAUAGAAUCACAAAUCAUAUGAUCAAACUCUACUGGAUGCAAUGUAUAACUCAAACAGACCAUAUGUAAAAACUUCCUCUCCCUCCCCACUAUUUACAUGUCUUAUGGAACUAACCCCAAGCUUCAUGUUGCUCCAAACAUUGCUAAGGCUUAUGGUUGCUUCCUUAUUUUUGCUAGAUGUUUUUUUUUAAAUUUAUUUAAAUGCAAUUGUAACAUGUUAUAUAUAGAUUUUUAUCUUUCUUCACACCUUCUCAAUAUGAACUUUAUGCCAAAUCUCAGACUCCUCUCUGCAUGUGAUUGAAAAGAGUAUAAAAUAAUUUUCUUCACAUAUUCAUUUAGGCUAUGCAAUUUGUAGAUUAACCACACAUUUCAAUGUCAUAAAUUAACAUUUAAUUUUUUACAACAACAGCAUACAAAUUAUAAAUUUGAAGAAAAGAAAGACUAAAGCU
Messenger RNA from Physella acuta, 3244 nucleotides. RefSeq names its product zinc finger protein 883-like. The record is from RefSeq and is a predicted model, not a curated record. Lineage: Eukaryota; Metazoa; Mollusca; Gastropoda; Physidae. Gene Ontology annotation, biological process: regulation of DNA-templated transcription. Gene Ontology annotation, molecular function: DNA-binding transcription factor activity, RNA polymerase II-specific; RNA polymerase II cis-regulatory region sequence-specific DNA binding.